Eurytemora carolleeae is the source of this 1773-nucleotide messenger RNA. RefSeq names its product recQ-mediated genome instability protein 1. The record is from RefSeq and is a predicted model, not a curated record. The transcript has 9 exons. NCBI's taxonomy places the organism in Eukaryota, Metazoa, Arthropoda, Copepoda, Calanoida, Temoridae. Gene Ontology annotation, biological process: resolution of meiotic recombination intermediates; double-strand break repair via homologous recombination. Gene Ontology annotation, cellular component: nuclear body; RecQ family helicase-topoisomerase III complex. Bases 96 to 1754 code for a protein of 552 amino acids.
UAAAUUGCUUCCCUCCUUGUUUCUGCAUGCUUUUACACAGACAGAGCCAGACGGGAGGAGAUAAUUCCAAGUGACUUGCAAUUCAAAAAGAAAUAAUGAAUAAUGAAACGCGAAGGAUACAUGAAAGACUUCACGCCCAUGGAAACUUUGUCAGCUUGGACUGGAUCUCUCAGUGUGUUGAAUAUCUCAGAGAGGAGGGAAAUAUUUCUGAAGAUAGAAUAGUUUUAGGAGUUCAGGAGCAAUGGUUGCUUGCAGAUAUAUCAACUCCAGGUAUCAUGGAGAAGCCUUGGUUUCCUCCAAACCUAACUUCAAUACAGAAAAUUAAACUCUCGGGGAAAGGUUCAGUGCAGGUUAAUUACGGAUAUGAUAUCGGGAACCCGGCAUACGGUCAACUACAAAAAAUACACAAGUUAGAAAAUGCCAAUGCUCGUGUUUCCGCAGAAAACUCCGAGGGAACACAGUCUGGAUACCAACCUAGUCAAGGCAGGUUUGUUGCUAGCUGGGAGCCCAGCUCUUCAAGGAUGCUCAGUUUGAGUUUAACAGAUGGAUUUCAAGAGAUCCAGGCAGUAGAACAUGAGAGAGUAGGUGUCCUUCCUAACAUGAUACCACCCGGACUGAAGAUAGAACUGAUAGGUCCCAUCCUGUGCCGGAGAGGGAAACUUCUCCUAACCCAGAACUCAGUUCGGAUCCUGGGAGGAGAAGUUGAAGAGCUCCAAGAUAGGUUCUCAACAGAGAAUGUUCUCACACAGAAGAUUGGAACCAAGAUUGAUAAGAAGAGGAUUGAGUUUCCUAAACCUGGUGUUGUGAGACCUGCUCUAACAGAACGGAGACCAGCAAAUAUAAAUCCUUCUCAAACCAACCUUCCGUCACAGAAUAUCCAAGUAAAUCAUCGACCUAGACCCACCAAUAAUCAGACAAAAUCAAAACCAAAUAACCGUCCAAUAAAUCCGCCACGAGCACAGGAAAAUAGAUCGUUUCCUCAGAACACGGAAACACUGGACGAUGUAAAUUGGGACGAUGAUGAUUUUCCUGCUAUGGACGACGACGAUUUCCCUAUGAUAGACGACGAUGACGAUUUAUUACUCUCAUUGUCAGAUAAUACAUUUCAACCUGUUCCUACCUCAGUUAACAUCUCAAAUACUAGUCAAGUAUCCUCUAUGAUGUCCUCCAGACCUCAACAACCAUCCUCCAUACGACCUCAAGUUCUUGGAACCCAAAAUAAUCCUCCGUUUCGAUCUCCGUUUGUAUCCUCGAGUGUUCAGUCUCGUCCUAGUAUUCCGCACCAACCUCCUUCUCAAAAAUGUCAGCCUGUAGCUCGGAUAUCUCCUCUAACUAUAGAACCCUGCACUGUUACUCCUAAGCAAACCAUUCAGACCUCAAUACACUCCUUCCUAAAGCCUAAAAGGCCGAGAAUGGAUAUUCCUGAUUUUGAUCUCGAGGACGACCUUGAAAUAUUUGACCAGGUUGAACUCCCAACAGAGGUUGAAGCCAAGUUGAUACCAUCUGAACCGUUUCUCUAUCUCUCCGAGUUAAAGAAGGAAAUGAAGAUGAACCCGGACCGAAGAUAUGUUGUAACUAUCAGGGCCGUGAGUUCAACUUUGGCUGGUACUAUGAAAAUCAAGAAAACUUCUGAGGGUCCACAGUGGUCGCAUAUGUAUGUGUUUAUGGUCGGACAAUACUCGGACACUGAUAACUCAUGGAAGAACGCGUUUGAACAAAACACUAUUUCUCCGUACAUUUCACGACCAAUAUAGGAGACGUGAAGUUGUCGAC